Molecule: messenger RNA, 840 nt
Organism: Symbiodinium natans
Lineage: Eukaryota; Dinophyceae; Suessiales; Symbiodiniaceae
Source: the annotation of a GenBank genome assembly
AUGAUCGUCAUCUCUUGCUUCAACUUCCUUUUCUUCAGGAACACUCGGCUGCGCAUCCGGCCGUCUCAUACGCCGCAGGACCGCCGCUACCAGCGGUAUCUGCGGAACCUGUGCGUGCCAUUCCUCUUUGAGUGUGCAUGGCGCAGUGUCUUUCCAAGCCUCUACAACGAGCGACAGGUGCUGUUUGACACGCCCCUGAACUCGAUCCUGCUUGACCGGAGCUUGGCGGCGUUGGGCGAGCUGUGCUGGGUCUUGCAGAUUUGCUUGAUUCUUGAGCAGCUCGCAACAGAUCUGCGCCAGCACUGGUUGAAGGGCUGCUGCGGCAAGUGUUUCGUCGAGCUUUGCAGCAUGAUCAUGGCUGUGCUGGCUUUCGUGGGAGAGUGCUUCUCCUUCGUAGGCACGUUCACUACAAAUGCUUACUUCGAGGUCUUGGAAGCCAUGUGUUGGUGCUCCCUGUUCGCCCUGGCCUCGCUGGCCUCCCUCACAUUGUUGGUGCGGACUCAUAUGGCAGGGGCAUGUGGUGUGGCCGCCAAGCGUUUUCUGGUGGUGCUCACGCUGCAGGGCUUCCUCUACUGCCCGUACAUGGUCAAGUUCAACAUCCCAAUGUACUGGCGCAUCUUCCGUCACGAUGAGGAGCAAGGCAAAACCUACAUGUCCAUCUUGGAGGGCAUCGUGGACUCCGCGAGGACCCGCGUGAAGUGCCAAGAAUGGAGCUGUUGGAAGGAUGACUGGUUCUGGAUGUCAUUCUACUUUUCGUUCGCGGUUUGGAGCAGCAUAUGCAUGAUGUAUGCUCCAAGACUGAGAUUUGCUCGCUUGACGAGUCAGGCUGUAGCACCGUAG